Molecule: messenger RNA, 638 nt
Organism: Drosophila willistoni
Lineage: Eukaryota; Metazoa; Arthropoda; Insecta; Diptera; Drosophilidae
Product: lipopolysaccharide-induced tumor necrosis factor-alpha factor homolog
Exons: 3
Coding region: 73-525 (150 amino acids)
Molecular function (GO): zinc ion binding
Source: RefSeq, a predicted model, not a curated record
ACGCUGCGGUCACUCAGAGCGGAAAGAAACACAGAAAAUAAUUCGCAAUCAUUUUCAACUCUUUUGGGUGAAAUGUCAUCAAAAAAUAAUGUCUAUCCACCAUUGGAUAAUCAGCGACAAAUGGGCGACGCCCCGCCUCAAUAUGGCGACAUAGCGUCGGCUACGGCACCCACAAUGAUACCGAUGGAGGGACCACCCCCCACCCAAAAUACUAAUCAUCCUAUACAUUUGCAGCCCUCUGUGAUAGUGGGCCAACAGCCACCUGUUUAUAUAGUUCAAAAUGAAGUGCCAGUCGUCAACCACUUGGGAAGUGUUCCCACCAUGGUUACUUGCCCCUCAUGUCAUGCCCGUCAAGUGUCGAAUGUGAAAUAUGACGCCAGCACCAAGACGCAUUUGUUUGCUCUUGGAAUUUGUCUGGUUGGUGGCUGUUGCUGUGCCUGUAUUCCGUAUUGUGUCGAUUCCUGCCAGAGUGCCCAACAUUCCUGCAGCAGCUGUGGCGCCUAUUUGGGUUCCUAUCAGAAUUAAACAACAACAAUUAUCUCUGUAAAUGUUUUUUAAAUUGUCAAAAUAUUUUUUAUGCACAUAAUUGAGUUUAUCACAAAAUAUAUAAAUAAAGCUCUUCAUUCUUUAAUAUACAA